Amoebophrya sp. A25 is the source of this 2643-nucleotide messenger RNA. The record is from the annotation of a GenBank genome assembly. Lineage: Eukaryota; Dinophyceae; Syndiniales; Amoebophryaceae.
UUUUUUGAAUUUGAUAACUUCUAAAGCCUGGAUAAUAUCUUGAUUCUUCGUGCAACGAUCUAUUACUCCUGCUCGUACAUCGUGACGAACACAUGUUGAUACCCCUACGGCAGUGACAUCACGCCAUGCUUCUUGCACGAACAUACUAGAACUACUUAUAAUUAAUUAAUCACCUCCUUUGCCCCUAGACUUUUCUCCAUUUUAUAAUCGACGGGUUCCUAGGCAAUUAGUGCGCGGUAGUAUAAGGAGGUUAAUGUACUCCACCCGUCGCCGGCAGGUAUACCGGAUAUCACUGGGAUCGCCCUUUAGUCGAUAGAUCGCUGGGUAUCACGGAUAUCACUAGAAUGGUCCAAUAGGUACUACUAUUAUUAUACCAUUUUAGUAUUAUUAGUGCCCAAGAUCAUAGAAUGGUGGUGGUACUCAUUAAUAUUAGUGUUAAUUGAUAUUAUAAAUUAGAAGCGGAGCCCCCUGAAAUAUUGCCAGGCUGAAGCGGAGCCCCCUCAAGAAACUGAAACUAAAUCCUUACUUUUUCUCCUUUGUAGUUGCAAGUAGGACUGCGUAGAUCAAGAAGAAAACUUGAUUUAGACUUUACUACUACAUCAAGAAGAACACAAGAUGCAAGUAGCAGGUGCAUCAAGAUCAAGGAAGCAAGCAGCAGGUACAGGUGACGUCGACGGCCGUGGCGCCGUCCCGGUGCAACGACGUGGUAGGCGGGGACGGAAACGUCAAGGACGUGAUGAUAAGCUUGGACGUGAUGAUGUUACUAAAAACUACCACAACAAAAAUGACCAUACUACGAAACCAAGAGGUGGUGGUGGUCGAGGAGGAGGAGCCCCUCCUCCAUCUACUACUAAUGGUGAAAACAUCUACGACAAGAUGAACGAGCGAGAAGAUAAUCAGCGAGAAGAUACGCGUGAUCUUCCUGUCACUCGUGCUCGUGGUCGUGGCAGAAAUCCUAAUACUAAAGCUGAUGGAGUGCCUCUCUUCAACAAAGGAGUGGAUCAUCCUGCGGGAGCAAACCCAAACAUGAACAAUGCUUCUUCCCUUCCGAUUAAGAGCAAGGCUGAAAUUAGUGCAGAAAGGCCAGCUCAGACGCUAUUGUUCCCUUCCACGCGUAGUAAUUUUGGGGACCACUCACGAGGACCUCUGCGCGACUAUGUGAAUGUGAAGAAGCAGGCGUUCAAAGGUGUCAAAGGUGUCGACUCGAUCUCCAACGCGGAAGCAGAUGCAAUUUGUCACAACAAGAUGAGCAAGAUGAAGAACAUGAAUCCUCAUGCUCCGAGCUUGCAGGUUUUGGAGGAUCUUCUUCAGAAAAUGGCCGUCGCUGGAGCUAAAAAUGGACCUGGAGGAAGUACUAGCUACAGCAACCCCGGAGCAGGAGGGCCUCUUGGUGCUCGUGCUGCAAACUUCAGGAACGUACUCGAAGAUCUUGAACGCGCGCGAGAACUACAACAUCAUGGAGGUAAUUCCUAUGCGGCCUCAGGGACCAAGGUGGGUCAAGAGAAUCAUAAUGAUGUUGAAGAAUUCUUACGGAGGUUCCUGCUGCAGAACAACAUCAGUAGUGGAACGAGCAGGAACGAGCCGUCUUCUCGUGCACUGGAUGUUCAGCCUAGCUCUCUGGCCGCAGCAGCUAGCGUUCCACCUCCACGACCUGGUGAACAGCAGGAACUGCGUCAGCUACGUGAUGAAAUUCGUCAGCAAGUGCGUCAAGAACUUCUAUUAGAACAAGCCGAACUACAGGAGGCAUCUCCGACGUCGUCAAAAACGAGAGCCCAGUUGGAUCAGUGGGCCAAAAAGCUUGUGCUUUUCGGAGCUCAGAUGGGACGUGCCGCAUCGCUCCACACAUCGUCGCAGAGCAGUGCAGCUACUGGACCGAAGGAUCUUGGUGCGGCGACUAGUACCACGGCCCUUGUAAGUAAUUAUAACCAGAAGUACAACCUCCAGAGCAGUCGCAGCCCGACGAACGACACUUAUACGAAGCAGAGAGGUACGAACGAAAGCUAUGCAGCAGCUGCUCUCAGCCGUGCUGGUCCAUUCUUGGGGUAUGACCUAACCAGUUUGAGUGCGAAGAACGUCGAUGGCACGCCCAGCAGGAGCAUAGACAAAACGACCAUGGACGCUUUUAUUCAGAGUCGCACGGUGACGCAAGAAGAUCAGAGCUGCUCAAGAACAUUUUUGUCCCCGGGUGAUGUGGGAGCGUUUUCACCUGGUUCCAACAAGUGGAGCAAACACAACAAGGGAGCACAUCGUGAAGAGGGUACGACUGACUCUUCUGAGGCAACGUUGCGGAAAGCACUCGAAGCCUUUGCUCUCGAGGCUCUCGGAGACGCCGUGGAGGAGUCCACUGCUACAACGAGUGUUGGAACUACAGUUAAGGCUCGACUUUCAAUGGUCAUCAUUUAGAUUGGAGUCACUGAGAUCGAAGAGGCGACCCCUUCUUGAUUAAGGGUUGAAACAUUUCAUAUCUACACGACCCCAGACCAAUGUCUUGACCUUUUAUUUUACCAAGUAUUUUGUUACUUCAUUUUUCUCAUCUUUCCGGCGGAGACGAUUACCAGGCGGAUUUGGGUCGUGAAAAGAACGGCACUGGCGAUGACAAGGUGCUGGCACGACGAUGCCUUGAUGUGGGUUAUAUUUGAGUGA